UAGCUUUGUUAAUUUGACUCCACAAUAAUAUUUUUUUGUGAGAAGAAACAGAUCAAAUUGAUCUGUUUUCUUCUUCUUUUUUUUUUUUUUUUAAAAAAAACAAUGACUUGGCCAUUGCUUUUUCUCUUGUUUUCAUCUUUUGCUUAUUCUCAUGCACAACUUACAUUAGACUACUAUGCUAAAACAUGUCCACAAUUUGAUUCCAUUGUGAGGGACAUCUCUCAACAAAAACAAACGGAGUUCCCCGCCACGGCGGCCGCGACCCUCCGCGUAUUUUUCCACGAUUGUGCUGUCGAUGGUUGUGAUGCCUCCGUCCUUAUAAAACCAACCGCGUUCAACAAAUCCGAGCUCGACUACGACAUCAACCAUUCCCUCGCCGGUGACGCGUUUGACCUAAUCACCCGUAUCAAGACCGCGGUCGAGCUCGCUUGCCCGGGAGUCGUGUCGUGCGCGGACAUAUUAGCGACCGCCACCCGAAACCUCGUAGUUAUAACCGGUGGGCCCCACUACAAAGUCCCGUUGGGCCGGAAGGACAGUCUAGUUUCCAACGUAUCAAACGUGGAAGCACACCUGACGCGUGAGAACGCGACGGUUGACCUAAUGAUAAAUAAAUUCCAAUCCAUGGGGUUUAAUGUCAAGGACAUGGUUGUGUUGAUUGGUGGUGGACAUACAAUUGGAUUUGUUCAUUGUAAGGAGUUUGCUCAUAGGAUUUUCCCAACUCCUGACCCUACAAUGAAUCCAAUAUUAGUUGAAAGAUUGAGCAAAAUGUGUGCAAAUUAUACUAAUAACAGUGACAUGUCAGCCUUCCUAGAUGUUUUAAGUCCUGGUAAUUUUGACAAUGUGUUGUUCAAGAAUUUGAUGAAGGGCAUUGGGGUGCUAGGUUCAGAUCAAUUAUUAUAUAGUGACCCUAGGACAAAGCCAUUUGUUGAACUAUAUGCUAAUAAUGCUAUUGCAUUUGCUAAUGAUUUUGCUCAAGCAAUGGAGAAAGUAAGUGUAUAUCAAGUCAAGAGUGGUCAACAAGGGGAGGUGAGGAAGAGAUGUGAUUCUAUUAAUCAUAUUUGAAAGAAAUUGACAUAAAUUUAUAUUUUAUUUGAUGGGAGGGUUUUUUUGGAUUUUUGAAUGAUCCAAGAAGUAGUCUCUCCAUCAUGAUGAUGAUUUAUAGAAUUUGUGUUUUUAUAAUAUGAUGAUGAAAUGAUAAUAUUGGACAAGAAUUUAAUAGUACUUUAUGAUUAUUUGAUCAAA
This is a messenger RNA of Solanum pennellii, 1242 nucleotides long. RefSeq names its product peroxidase 41-like. Gene Ontology annotation, biological process: response to oxidative stress; hydrogen peroxide catabolic process. The record is from RefSeq and is a predicted model, not a curated record. Bases 103 to 1062 code for a protein of 319 amino acids. NCBI's taxonomy places the organism in Eukaryota, Viridiplantae, Streptophyta, Magnoliopsida, Solanales, Solanaceae. Gene Ontology annotation, molecular function: heme binding; peroxidase activity. The transcript has a single exon.